Cygnus atratus (black swan) is the source of this 1171-nucleotide messenger RNA. It is a transcript of the gene VEGFD, whose product is annotated as vascular endothelial growth factor D. Gene Ontology annotation, molecular function: chemoattractant activity; growth factor activity; vascular endothelial growth factor receptor 3 binding. Lineage: Eukaryota; Metazoa; Chordata; Aves; Anseriformes; Anatidae. The record is from RefSeq and is a predicted model, not a curated record. The transcript is spliced from 8 exons. The coding region runs from base 110 to 1171 and encodes 353 amino acids. Gene Ontology annotation, cellular component: membrane. Gene Ontology annotation, biological process: response to hypoxia; vascular endothelial growth factor signaling pathway; vascular endothelial growth factor receptor signaling pathway.
UAAGAAACGUGUGCUGAAGUUUCAUGUUUCAGAGAAAUGCAUUUCAAAAGAGACGCCUCUAGCUGUAUGACAACGACUGCGUAGUAACCUGUGGAUUUUAAACAUCAGAAUGUACAAACCGUGGGCAACUGUGAAUAUUUUCAUAGUUUCUUUUCUGCAUUUGCUGCAAGGAUCUGAGUAUGAGAAUGGAUCUGUGAAGAGGACAUCUCUGUCAGCACUGGAGCGGUCAGAGCAGCAGAUCAGGAGAGCAUCCAGCCUGGAAGAGCUGCUUCGAAUCACUCAUUCUGAGGACUGGAAGCUGUGGAAAUGCAGGCUAAAACUCAAAAGUCUGGCCAAUUUAGACUCCCGCUCUGCAUCACAUCGCUCCACCAGGUUUGCUGCUGCUUUCUAUGACAUCGAUACACUGAAAGUCAUAGAUGAGGAAUGGCAAAAGACUCAGUGUGUGCCAAGGGAAACCUGUGUGGAAGUUGCCAAAGAGCUGGGUACGACAACCAACAAAUUCUUCAAGCCUCCCUGUGUGAACGUGUUCAGAUGUGGAGGCUGCUGCAAUGAGGAGAGUCUGAGCUGCAUGAACACGAGUACAACUUACGUGUCAAAAACGCUCUUUGAGAUCUCGGUUCCCUUGACAAGUGUUCCAGAGCCUGUGCCAAUCAAAAUUGCCAAUCACACUGGCUGUAAGUGUUUAUCAAAUACCCAGCGUCAUCAGUACACCAUCAUACGAAGAUCUGUCCAGUACCCAGAAGAAGAUGGUUGUCCCUUUGCCAACAAACUUUGCCAUAAUGGAUGGAUCUGGGAUAGUGACAAAUGUGAAUGUGUUGUAGAUGUACAGCAUCACAACAGACGGGAAGGACUCCCUCCUCUUGCUGAACUGGCUAUGUGUGGACAACAUAUGGAAUUUGAUGAAGAAAAUUGUGAAUGCAUCUGUAGACAGAAGUGUCCCACAGACUUCUUUCAAAGUAAAGAGAACUGCAGCUGCUAUUUGUGUAGGGAGAGCCAGGAAAGCUGUGCUCAGAAACACAAGAUAUUUCAUGCUGAAACCUGCAGCUGUGAGGACAAAUGUCCAUCCCAACCCAGAACAUGCCCCACUGCAAAACCAACGUGUGCCAGGCAUUGUCGUUGUCCGAAGGAGAAGAGAGGUUCUCAUGGGUCUCAAAGCAAAGAAAAUCCUUGA